AUAGCAAAAUUAGGAUAGUCAGGCCUUAUGAGGAUCGCCAUGUUUAGGCAACAUUUUUCCUAAAUUCGUUGGCAACCACCAUGUUAACAGGCCUAAGAAACCACCCCUGACUUGCAUUUUCCUCUGUUUCUACGUAAUGAGAAUGCAGUAUAAUGCAUGCUUGUAAGAAGCAUUCAUCAUUAUAGAACUGGUUAUUACAUCAUUCAUGUCUUAAUACACUCUUGGCACGCUCAUCGAUCAUAGUGAUCUUUCCGUUGAAAUCUUCAAAAUAUUAACAGAAUUCUGGGAUCUUUGCAGUACAUUCACUACUGGAAUGCAUGGAGAUAACUUACAGUUAUCAAAAGAUAACUGUGUAUUUACCACGUCGUCUCCUGUUAAAGCUUAGGGAAAAACGUACGAAGCCUUUAAAGAUCGUUCUGAUCACACGUCUAAGUUCAAUACAAAUAUAGCUUGACGUGAGAUUAAUAAGGAGCAAACGUCUUGACACUUUCGUGCUUUGACCUGGAAAGAAGAUAAAGAGGUGUGGUAUUUUUACAUAGCAGACCUGAGUGGUAACACGACUAAAGGUGAUGUGCCAUCCCCGUGCUUUUGAACACUUCGUUGACAAUUCCUGUAUAGUUUAGCACAAAACAUAUCUGAAUUCGAAAUGUUUUUAUACAAUACAAUGCAAAAACUCCUUUAUUAAACGCGAGAUAACGUUCCACAAUUGUCUACGGCGGGUCAUAGACCAAACAAAAUAUCGCUAAUAUUACCACUUGGGUACCACAUUAUUAAGUACCACAUUAAUCGUUUGGGAAGCAAAUAUGUCAACUUUGACAACAAUGACUGACCGGCCGGCUGAGCGAAGCGAACGACAACGACCUGCAAGACCUAGUUGGGAAAAAUACGGUCCAAUCGAAUACAGAGCUCUCCGCAUAGCUAGAGUGAUCCAGAUGGCUGUUGUCAAUCGUUCGCAUUCAACUAGAGAAAACUGACAAAAGCGUAAAGUGAAACUCCAUUGAUUACUCCGUAGAAAUGCCAAAAAAAGAAGACUCUGACAAUAUACUUUUGGUUGCUUGCAUGACAAAGGUCAUUUCUACCCGAAGUCGUUACCGGCGAUGAAAGAUCGAUUUUUCACUAUACCCGUGAAUAUGAGUCAGAACGGUCAGAGCUCUUCAAUUUGACGGUACGAAGAAAUAUACUCAUAAACUGCACCUCGGCGUGUGAUAAGUCGAGAAGAGAGAGUCAUACUACGAGCUGCUGAAAUGCCUGGAAGAAGUUACAACAGCCUGUCACACAAAUCAACGUAUACGCAGAAAGAAAAAGGCCUUGGAUUGGCAUGAGCGAUGCAAAGUACUAUUGCUGCAUAACAACGUUGCGUCGCAUGCUCCAAUGAGGAACUCUGCCCAUGCAGCCUAGACAUCGCUCUACAUUACUGUUACUUAUCUCGGUUGAGGCAGCAUAGCCAGUUCCCGUGGUAGGUUAGUUGAUAAAGAAAUUGCGCGCUAAUCUUGGACUAUACAUUGGGUUCGAAUCCAGGUAUAGACAGACACACGGUUCGCUUCGUUUCUUCCAGCCAUCUGCUGCCGAACGUAAAACACGAAACAUAAAAGGCAUGGCGAGGAAGAGAAAUACUUCAGAAGAGAGACCGAACUAUUGCAAAUGGGUCGACGAGUUAAUCUCUUCCGAUGACGAAGCCUUCUCCUUCGCAGGAUACAUUGGCCGCCAAAAAGAUAAUCGAAAAUUCUAGUAAACGAAAGACCGUCCCUACGCGUCCUUUUUUCCCAUUUAAUCUAAAAGGGGUAAAGAAUAACGAACAACAAACUUUAAUUCCAAGAUUAUACAAGCCUGAAUGUAUACAUCCGAGUAAACAAUAUUCGACUCCAAAAAGGAAGUUAUAAAUACGCAGACUUGAGGAGCUUACUAUUUGUUGAGACUGCAGAACAGCCACGACCCAAUGGUAACGAGUCGACGGCAACAUGAUGGUAGCUCAGCGAAGGCGAAACUCCAGUAUUCCAUGCAAUCACACAACAGGAAGCAGAGCGGAAAAAACAAGGUCAGUUGUGGGAGCUAAGAUGCUGUCAGGCUCCGAUCGGACGACGAGUUACGGGUGCACCCUUCAUGUCUCGCGUAUCCUGCCCGCACGGUAAUUUGCCUAUGUAGUCAUACCUGCGAACGGUGCUGUGUGUGAAGGGAGAAGAAAAAUCAAGGAAAUUUUGGAUUAAGCCAGGAAGUCUGCCUGAAGGUGAUGCCCAGAACCGGUGGACAGUGACGCCCUCAGUGGUGGCUUUAGGAACUGGGUGGCUUGCAUCGAGACCAUAUGGCGCAGUUGAUAAUAGGCGGACGAGCAGCUGUCAUGUGCGCGACUAGGGUCUCUGAUCUCGUUCCGAGGCAACCUUGCUGAAAUAAUUCAACGUGUUUUCAGUGUAAGUGAGAAACUGACUCGCAAGCGACGAACCGCACUAUGGAUUUUUCGAGGCGUCAAUGAGACGAUUGUUAUAAGAUUGUGACAAGCUGGCACCCUCAAAAUUCGAAGCCUAUCAUUCGAUCGCGGAUACGUGGCCACAAUCAACUCAUAUGAGCGUGCUUUAGUCGGUAGUUGUCAAUAGAUAUUCCUCAAAAAAAAGGUGAUCACAUGUGAACGGGACGAUCAAUCAAAUCACGGUACCGUCCGUGAAUGUUGUUUAUUUGUCUACUAACCGCGUGAUCAAGCCUCCUGUUGCCGGAAUGGACCGACGUUCGGCACCGGAAGCUGAAAGACUCCUUGGAGGCGGACUUAGCGAUGACGAUGAAAAUUUGCUUGAUGGCGAAAGGCCGGAUACGCAGGAAGACUCUCGGGCUAGACCCAAACAGGAUAAUAACUAUUCAAAUAGGAAGCUUCGCAAGGUUCAGUUCGAGGUGGAACAAGUCCAGGGUAUUAUGCGAGACAACGUUGAGAAGAUGUUAGACCGUGGGGAGCGGGUUGUAGAGCUGGCAGACAAGAGCGAUAGCCUCAAUAACCAAGCUGACUCAUUCCUGCAGGCGAGCAAACGCAUGCAAAAGCGUCUUUGGUGGCGGCAGUACAAACUGCGUCUCCUAAUCGGGAUAACCUUAAUAACUGUUCUCCUAAUUAUUGUUGUUAAGAUGCUCUGGUCUUGAGCAAUGCUCGACCUCCAUCCUCGGAAGGUGAUCGAUGUAGGUAGGCUAGUCCGAAAGUUGAAUCGUAUCGGGGCGAUGAAAGCUACGGAAUUUGUCGAAUUAUAUUGUACUGUUAAUAUAUAAUUUCUACUGCGUUCUAUUCACGCCGCACGCUAACGACGCACGUGAUACAAACCAAGUGUUGUAUAGUAAUAUCCGAAUGUAAUGGACAGAAAUAAAAUGUUAUUCUGUUAAAAGUGUA
Messenger RNA from Varroa destructor (honeybee mite), 3358 nucleotides. RefSeq names its product vesicle-associated membrane protein 3-like. Lineage: Eukaryota; Metazoa; Arthropoda; Arachnida; Mesostigmata; Varroidae. Gene Ontology annotation, biological process: vesicle-mediated transport; Golgi ribbon formation. The record is from RefSeq and is a predicted model, not a curated record. Gene Ontology annotation, cellular component: membrane.